UCCACGACUGGCACCUUUAAAGGCUCAGCGAUAUCGUCAGACACGCAGAGGGAUCGAGGUUGCAAGCAAGCACAUUUGGCGAGUGGAGAGUGAGCGAAGAAAUGAAGGCUAUAGUUGUGUGGCUGUUUGCAGCCGCUGUACCUGCAGCGUUUACCGAGGGAAGCUUCCUGAAAGAGGGUGUCAAGCCAUGUCAUGACUUCUAUGAAGCAGUCUGCGAGAACUGGAUUAAAAACGGAUCCUUUACUGGCGAACCAUAUGACAAUGCACAAGUGUCGUUCUGGAAAGAAGUCGAAGAACUUCUGACCAAUGCGACCUCUGAUAGAGACACCAAGUUGAACAAUAUGAAGUUUGCAUAUCAAAAAUGCACAACACAAGGACGAGAAUCGGGUACUGAUGUUACUAAUAAGUUGCACAGUCUAUUAUGGAAACUUGGUAUCCCUCAAUGGCCAAUGGAUGAACGUUCGAACGAGGGUCUUGGGUGGAUGGACCUUUUUGCCAAUAUUUCCAUCGCACUGGACUUGAGUGUGCUGUUUGACAUUGCCGUGAAACCAGAUGAAAUAGAUACUUCUUCAUAUGCCAUAAAGAUAAAAAUGCCUAACCUGGGUAUAGAUAAGAAUAUCUUCUUGGAUCCGUCAUCGGAACGCAAAACGGCAGCGCUAGGUGCGUACAAAGAAUACAUCAACGGGUCCAUUCGUUCCAUAACAUCAAGACGCACUACUGGCAGCAAGACAUCACUGCCCGACAUCAGUGAAAACAUCGUGCAGUUUGAAACAGAAUUGGCACAGAUAUCUGACCCUUUUUGGUACGACGGCCCAUCUGUCGAAGAUAUGAACUUCACCAUCGAUUACACAAAUUUUGAUUACGACGACGACAACGACAGCAGCAUCGUCCUCCAACCGGAGGUGCCCGACACUAUGGCAGAUGUUCCUGAUGUGGAUAUAACCAAGCCGAGCACGCUCACGUCAAAAACCGUUGCUAAUUUGAGUGGUUUGGUGCCAGGGAUAGAAUGGACAGCCCUGCUGUCGAAGUUGUUUUACGGAGCAGGUAAGGAGGUUAAAGAAGACGACAAAGUCGUUCUUGAUGACAAGACGUACUACAGUAAACUCGGGAAACUAAUCAACGACACAAAACGGAGCACGCUGACCACAUAUUUCGGUUGGCGGGUUAUCCAGACGAUGGGUCCCCUGAUUCACUCGGGGUUGCGUGAUGCAAGACGGAAUUUUGAGAACGCUAUGAACCAAAGCAAAACAUACAAAUCACAACGAGAGGUGUGUCUUGAGGAAUUUGCCGGCGAAUACGGAACAGCAAUGGAAUUUAUUGGACACCUGUAUGCCAAGAAACACCUCUCAAAAGAAGCCAAAGCUAAUGUGACAGUGAUAGUGGAAAAUAUUAGAAACACCUAUAAAAGCAUCCUUGAAAAGACCUCCUGGUUGAGCAACUCUACACGAAAAAAUGAACUCUACAAGUUGUCCAUGAUGGUGGCGAAGAUGGGUUAUGCUGACCAAUUAAUGAACCAUACCUACAUAGAAGAAACAUACAAAUGGAUGGAAGGCAUCGAAAAGAAUAUGGCACUUCUGGAUAUACUAGAGAUGUUCAGAGCCAAGAAGCGGCUCAAUGAGCUAAAGAACCUGCACGAACACUACAACAGGAGCCGUGACGUGGGCCUUGUUAGCCCAACUUCGGUGGACCCGUAUUAUUCUCCUCAGGACAACACUUUUGUGUUUCCUUCUGCAACCCUUCAAAAACCCUUCUUUAAUGGCGAACUUCCCAGUGAAGCGCUCACUGGACUGCUUGGAUGGAGCGUAGCACGAGUCAUGACGUAUGGUUUAGACCGAAAUGGCGGCUGGUUUAGAGGAGACGGUGCUUUGCCUGAACACAAUUACUGGUCAAAGCACUCGAGAGAAGAAGAGGAAAAAAGGAGAAGCUGCUUCAAGUCGCUGUACAAUAACCAUUCUGUGGAAGGCUCUGAGAACGUUCGGCAAAUUACUCACAUAAGAGACGUGGGAGACAAUGCUGGACUUCAGGUUGCUUUCAAGUCCCUAGGCGCAGGUGGUGACUGUUACGUGGAGGGGAUGAACCACACCCGCAACCAGCUCUUCUUCAUAUACGCAGGGCUCGGCAUGUGCUUGAGUACGCGUGAAGUUUUUCUAAGGAGACCGGAAGACGCCAAGCACUACAGAUCAGCAAAGCAACGAGUUAACGUCCCGUUUGGAAACAUGCGGGAAUUCGCAAAGGCUUUCAACUGUAAUAAUACCGACUACAUGUCGUUCAAGGACAGGUGCUCAUUCUGGUGAACGCUCAAGGACCAGGGUGAAGGCAACGGUUGAUCGUAUUGCCCGUUCACGAGACGUUUCAGAUGUACUGGUCGAAUGACGAUGCACUGACUGCAACAGUAAUCAGCACAUCAAACAACUCAAUAAAAAUAUGCAUUGGAA
Messenger RNA from Ornithodoros turicata, 2435 nucleotides. Its product is annotated as neprilysin-1-like. The transcript has 20 exons. Gene Ontology annotation, cellular component: plasma membrane. The record is from RefSeq and is a predicted model, not a curated record. Gene Ontology annotation, biological process: protein processing. Lineage: Eukaryota; Metazoa; Arthropoda; Arachnida; Ixodida; Argasidae. Gene Ontology annotation, molecular function: metalloendopeptidase activity. Bases 102 to 2294 code for a protein of 730 amino acids.